Messenger RNA from Trematomus bernacchii (emerald rockcod), 2403 nucleotides. RefSeq names its product transmembrane protein 30C (gene cdc50c). Gene Ontology annotation, biological process: phospholipid translocation. The coding region runs from base 166 to 1218 and encodes 350 amino acids. Gene Ontology annotation, cellular component: plasma membrane; endoplasmic reticulum; Golgi apparatus. The transcript is spliced from 7 exons. The record is from RefSeq and is a predicted model, not a curated record. NCBI's taxonomy places the organism in Eukaryota, Metazoa, Chordata, Actinopteri, Perciformes, Nototheniidae.
CCUGCUGGGUAAAUCUCUCUUGGCAAGCAGAGUGUAGUGUGUGCAGAGAGAUAUCGCUGAAGAAAAGAACAGGAAGAGAAGACAGAGCAGCGCCUUCUCUGACUAACUUUUUGGAUCUCCAACUGUCUCUACUUCCUCUUCUGUCCGCACCCGAAGGUCCCUCUCAUGGGCAAAGUGAAGCCUGGGCCUCUGGCUCGGAGGCCGGACAACUCUGCGUUCAAACAGCAGAGGUUACCUGCCUGGUCUCCCAUGCUAACGGCUAACACUGUGCUACCUUUCUUCUACUUUAUGGCUUUGAUAUGCAUGCUGCUGGGAGUAUGGCUGCUUCUCACAGUACAGAGCACACAGGAACUAAAGCUGGACUACACAGAGGCCGGCACGUGUAAUUUAUGUUUUGAAAAGCGUAAAAAUGUGAGCAACGCAGCCCGACCCUGCAACUGCACCGUGGUGUUUAACAUCAAGAAAGCAUUCAAGGGAGACGUCUUUUUCUACUACGGCCUCAUAAACUUCCAUCAGAACCUCCGCAGAUACAUGGACUCCAGAGAUGAUGCUCAGAUGGUUGGCAGGAAGAACAAUUUAAAGAGCCCGAGUUCAUACUGCAUGCCGUUUGACAAAAACAAAAAUGGAGUCCCCAUCGCCCCCUGUGGAGCUGUGGCCAACAGUAUCUUCAAUGACUCCUUCACUCUGAGCUACAUGGCCUCCAGCGGAUCAGUGCAUGUCCCUCUGUUACGCAAAGGCAUCUCCUGGUACACGGACAAAAAUAUCAAGUACCGCAACCCAUCGACUGUAAACAUGACACUGCCUCAAGUGUUUGAAGGUACAGCACCGCCUCUGUACUGGCAGAAGCCCGUGUAUGAACUGGAUCCCCUCGACAAGAACAACAACGGCUUCAUCAACGAUGACCUGAUCGUGUGGAUGAGAGAGGCAGCCUUCCCCAACUUCAAGAAGCUCUACGGGGUUUUAUACCGAGCCAACAAGCCUUUUAUUAACGGUCUGCCUGCAGGGAAUUACAGCGUCGAUAUUUCUUACAACUUCCCUGUGCAGUACUUCCGAGGCAGAAAGGAAGUAGUGUUGACCACGCUGACCUGGUUUGGAGGUCAGAACCACUUCCUGCCCAUUGCUUACCUCGUCACCAGCUGCCUGAUCCUACUGAUAGCCAUCCUCCUCACGGUGUUGUGGUUUAAGUUUGGGAAGAAUGGGCAAAACAUGGACGAAUGAAGGAAGAAGACGGGCUCUGGGAUGCUGAGGUGUGAAAAACGUUCCAGCAGCUUGAAAGUCAUAAUUGUCGUGCUGCUUUGUGAAUGAAAGAACAUUGAUGCAAGCAAAUGAAGGUUAACGGGAAAGGUUAAAAGGUACAUAUGUUGAAAAACCAAGGAAGAAUCAAGUUCGGCAUCUGGGAAAUGACUUUCCCCUUCAUCUAACGACCUGCAUGCGUUUGGCUUUUAUUGUGAAGUUGCUUUUGAAGAACCAACUGAAAGCUAGGUGUGUUAGCACAGGCGUUAAGCUUUCUUUACAUGUGGAUUUUACUUGUAUUUCUUUAAUACACACCAUUUUGUUCAUGCACUGUUGAUAUUUAUUAACAUCAUUAUCUAUUUCUUAUAAUUAAUUUAUCAAGAAUGAAUUAUUAUCAGUCACUGUGCAAAGUGGAAAACUGCAUUACACUAAAAGGUACAAUUAGCAGAACACCAAUUGGAAAACAAAGCCUGUAAAUGUCAUUCUUAGAGGCGGACAUUUUAUGCCAAUUCUUUAAGUUCAUACUUUCAAUUUAAGUUUCUUUUGAACAUGUUUAAAUGUUCGAUAAGCAGAAACAGGAAGACAGCCAAGCAACCCUUUCCCAACGCUCUCCAGAUAUGUUGGUUUAGAAUGGGAAUGUCUGGUUUUCUUCUAUUUAUAUGGGAAGCUCUUAAGUCAUCUAUGGAUACUGAGAUUUGGGUCAGUAUAUUCUAUUGAGAAUUCCAUGACAUAGGAUCUGUAGGGCCUGCUGAUUCCCAUUUUCAUUGACCUAGGCAGCCUUAAAAAAAUGAUGGGCUGUAUUAUUUCAGUUGGUGGGCACUCCAGACACCCCAAUGUUUUAGCAUAUGCACUGAAAAGGAUAUUUUUUUUAAUGAUAUGUCUCCUUUUAAGCUAAGGAGUCAUUUUGUGAAUAUCUGUCUAAUCACAGCAGGGUUAGCAAGUGCUUAAACCAUUGCCUUUUUACAAUGUAUAAUGUAAAAGUGUAUGCUAUGCUAGCCGAUCUGUGAGGCUGAACUUUAGGCUCAGCAGUGCUUUGAGCUGGAUGAGAUUUGAGGUGUGUUUACGACUUGCUGACAUGAACCAUUUGUACUGUCUGUUAUGCAUGUAUUUCCUGUUGUAGACAAAAGCUAAUAGCAAAAGAUUGUAAUAAAACAUGUUCUUUAAAAACUC